AGAAAGGAAAAAAAAACUGGGUUUGUGGUAUGCAUACAUAUACAGCUGAACCGGAUCUUUCUUGGGAGCUUGUUUAGGUCAGAGAAGUUUCUAUCAUUUCCUCGGCUCCUAAAUUCAAUGAUCAGGACAUGGCUUCGAAUUUGUUCAUCCUCAACUGGCCAAUCAUACAUCUUCCUACCGCAUAUCGCUCUCUCCUUUCACCGAUACGCCGUCCUCCCAGAACAAAUCCAGUGUGAAGAAACUGUCUCCGUAGCCAUGGACUCUAUGAGAAAAGGCGAAAGCUGGGACGUUCUCAGUCGCAAGCUCGUUCAUUUCGAGAUGAGCAAUUCGGUAGUCCGACAAGUGCUGCUCCAAUUCAAACAACCCGUCGAUGCCAAGCGCGCUUUAGGGUUCUUCCACUGGUGCGCCAUGAGUAAGAAUUUCAAUCACAAUAUCUCCAACUACUGCAUUGCGAUUCUUAUUCUGGUUAGAGCAAAGCUCAUUAGGGAUGCUCGAGCCCUGCUUGAAUCUGUCCUGUUGAAGAACUCAAACGACCAUGACCUGGAAGUGGUUAGUGCACUUCUUGAUAGUUACAGGAUCACCGAUUCUUCUCCACUGGUCUUUGAUUUGCUUGUUCAAUGUUAUUCCAAGUUGAGAAUGAUGGACAUUGCCUUUGAUACAUGUCUGUAUUUAGAUGAGCAUGGGUUCACCCUUAGCAUCAUUAGCUACAAUAUGUUGAUUCAUGUGGUUCAAAAGUCUGAUCGUACUGAUCUGGUUUGGAGGAUUUACGAGCAUAUGAUCCAAAAGAGGGCAUACCCGAAUGAAGUAACAGUCAGGACGAUGAUCAGUGCUCUGUGCAAGGAAGGAAAACUGCAAGAACAACUCGAUAUCAUUGACAGGAUUCAGGGGAAAAGGUGCCCACCUUCUGUGGUGGUUAACACUAGUUUGGUAUUCAGGAUGAUUGAAGAAGGUAGGGAUGAGGAGGGUCUGAUACUGAUGAAGAGAAUGUUGCAGAAGAACAUGAUUCUCGACACCAUAUUUUACUCUCUAGUUGUUUUUGCAAAAGUUAAGAUCCAUGGCGUGGACGCUGCACGUGAGGUGUUUGAUGAAAUGCUGAAGAGAGGUUUUGAAGCAAAUCCAUUUUUAUGUACUGUAUUUAUUGGUGCUCAUUGCAAUGAAGGAAGAAUUGAUGGUGCAAUUAGGCUGAUGCAAGAAAUGGAAGAUGUGGGUAUAAAGCCAUAUGAUGAAGCCUUUAAUAGUCUAAUCUUAGGAUGUGCUCUGGCUGGAAGAGUGGAAGAAGGCUUAAAGUUUUAUAAAAGAAUUCUGGCAAUGGGAAAUGUUCCAAGCCGUGACGCCUUCAACUCCAUUGUCGGAAAGCUAUCGGAAACAGGCUGCACGAGUUUGGCAAAUAGCCUGCUAACAGAUUUGAUGGAGACAGAAUUUAAACCCGAUGAAACCACUUAUUCUCAUCUUAUUGCUGGUUAUGCUACAGAAGAGAAUAUUCAAGAGGUUAUGAAGCUGUACUACGAGUUGGAAUUUAGAUCAAUCCAUCCAAAUGAAUCGGUUUUUGAGCCCUUGAUUUGUUGUUUAUGUCGAAGUGGGAAGGUGGACGAAGCCGAACGAUGUCUCAAGGCGAUGAGAGAUCGGUCGAUUGAACCAUCGGCAAACAUAUAUAAGGCACUAAUUUGUGGCGGAGCUCAUCAAUUAAAUAGCAAAAUACACAUACAUACACAUGUUAACUCUUAAUGGUAUUAAUCACAAUAAAAUUAUUAUUUUCAAAUUUUAGAUCCUUUUGACUUGAUUAUGAAUUAUGUAACAACUUGUUAUACAUCUGUUCAAAAUUACUGGGGAAUGAAAAUAUAUGGUCAUGUUUUCACU
Messenger RNA from Impatiens glandulifera, 1857 nucleotides. RefSeq names its product pentatricopeptide repeat-containing protein At1g66345, mitochondrial-like. Bases 118 to 1725 code for a protein of 535 amino acids. Gene Ontology annotation, molecular function: protein binding. The record is from RefSeq and is a predicted model, not a curated record. NCBI's taxonomy places the organism in Eukaryota, Viridiplantae, Streptophyta, Magnoliopsida, Ericales, Balsaminaceae. The transcript has a single exon.